UGGCGGAAGUUGUGGCUGUCUGUGUGGAAGUGUAGCUGAGAUGCGAUGCACCAUGUGCGAGAACUGGAGCACUGUGGCGGAGAUCUUCCUCUUCUUGGAAGGUUUCGGCGCUGAAGCGGAGCAGAUCCGGUGCAUCUGUAGCAGGGCCUUUGUGCAUGAUCGAGAGCUUUAUCGGAUGGGAUUAAAGGGAGCCUUUUAUACCCACGAAGAUUAUGGAGAUAUUGUUGAAAAAAGUGAAGAAGAAUCAAAUUUUGAUGAUGAAUCCAGUGUUAAUACUGCAGAGAUGCAAGAGGAAAAUGAAUUGGAUAGCGAGUCAGAGUUGAUGGCAAAUAUGGGUCUACCUCUGCAGUUUGGCAGUUCAUCAAAUUAUUGGCAACCAACGACCUGCAAUGUUACAAAGAAAAGAUUCAAAAAGAGAAGAACACUUCACAAAAACAUUGAAGAUAUGCCUGAAAUCUGUAAAGAACAACCAGACAAUGUUUUGACUCUUCUUUCUGAUGUGACUGAUUCAGGACUGAUUGCAGAGCAAACAGAUUAUGAAAUAGAAAGCAAUGACCUUAAUCAAUCAUGUACAGGAGCAACAGUCUCUGAACUGGAGUCCAAAACAGACUGGGAAGUGUAUUGGAAUCAAUAUGGUGAGGAUAUACUUCGGAAAAAUUGGUUGGGAAAACAUCCUGCAUGGACAGAAGGCAUGCCUACACCAUGGGACAAUCCAAAUAUGAAAGAUCAAUGGCAAGAGUUUUAUAAUGAACAAUAUUGGUUGUAUUAUGAACAGUUUCAUUAUUGGAUAUCUCAAGGAUGGUCUGUGAAUCUUGCUGAAGACAGUGACCUUGAAAAGGAUUCAUCCUGCAUAAAUACACACGAAUCAGAAGAAUUUCCGAGUAAUUCUGAAAAUAUUGCAUGUGAAAAUAUCAGCAAUGUACUGCCAACUGAGUCGAUCAUUGCAUCAAUUGAAAGAGAUGCGCUUGAGUGUCAUGAGGUUAGUUGUGAAGAGGUUGUCAGUAUGAUGAAUGAUAUAAAGCUGAAUUCAGGAAGCAAGGUUGAGCAAUCUGCAGAUGUGAAAAACAAUAUCUCCUCCUGUCCUGCUGAUGCUGCAGGUUUUUGUGAGUGUGCUUCCGAUGAUAAAGAACCAGCUGCAGAAGGAGGCAACGGCAAAACAUGUGCAUCAAGUGGGCAAGACGCCACAGUUCAAUCAGCAGACGAUAUGAAUCCUUCCGGCAAAGCAUUAAUAAACAGUGUUGAAGCAGGAAAGAGACAAAGCAGUGAUGAUGAGGAAGAUGAGUCAUCAAAACCUAGACCAACAAGGCUGAAAAAAAGUCAUGAACUUGAUGCUGAAGAGUAUCCAACUGUGGCAGUUGAAGAUGCUUAUUCAGCUCUUGGCUUCAAGCACCACACCAGCCAAAACAUUUCAAAGUUUACUCAUGGUCAUGCACUCUAUCGCAAGGAUGUGGAGCCACGAUUUAGGAAUCCUGAUAUACGUAGACAAGCAUUUACCAAUAAGAAACAUAUAUUCUUUGGUGAAGAUGGAGAAAUUUUGAAUUUUAAGAAGAGCAAAACCUUAGCAAAGGUGCAAAGAUUUCUAAAACAAGUCGAGCCAUCAAAUGAUACUGUUAACAUGGAGAUUUCAUCUUGCGUGCCGCACAGUUCUGAGGAAUGCAGUAGCAUUGAGCAACCAUGCAGUUCCAUUGCAAAUUGCUCCUCAGUGUAUGAAAAUAGCAACAAUGAAAAUGAGAUUGAAGAAACCUCUGCUGAUGGACAGUUCCAAGCUUGUAUCCAUAAUCCCUCAAAAUUCAGUAUCUGCAAUGAAGGCAACAAAGAACAGCUGAUGGAAAUAUAUAACGAGGCCCCUACUUCUGCUGAAAAUUCAGAAUUGUUUUCUGAUAGACAGCUUGUUCCAAUAGAUAUUCCAGACUUCCUUCUUCCUGACCCUGAUGUAACAGAGAAGGAUGUUGAACUGCAAACGGUGAAGAAACAUAAGAAGAACAAAAAAAGAAGAAAGAAGAAGAAACUUCGUCAUGUACCUUCUGAUGUUGUAGCUGUCCCAGAAUUAGCCAAAUACUGGGCUCAACGUUAUAGACUAUUUUCGCGUUUUGAUGAGGGAGUCAAACUUGACCAGGAAGGUUGGUUUUCUGUCACUCCUGAGAAGAUUGCUGAACACAUCGCCAAACGUGUCACGCAGAGUAUCAAUAGUGAUAUUAUUGUUGAUGCGUUUUGUGGAGUAGGGGGCAAUUCAAUUCAAUUUGCACUGGCGGGAAAAAGAGUGAUUGCUAUUGACAUUGAUCCAGUGAAAAUAGAUCUUGCAUACAACAAUGCUCAAGUCUACGGUGUGGCGGACCAGAUAGAGUUUAUCCUUGGUGACUUUAUGCUGCUGGCAUCUGACCUGAAGGCUGACACCAUUUUCCUCAGUCCUCCUUGGGGUGGCCCUGAUUAUGUCAACGCAGAAAUCUUCGAUCUGAAGACAAUGAUUUGCCUGGAUGGCUUUGAAAUAUUUGCACUCUCCCACAAGAUUACACCAAACAUUGUUUAUUUCUUACCACGAAAUGCUGACAUCGAACAGGUGGCAUCCUUAGCUGGACCAGGAGGACGAGUGGAAAUUGAACAGAAUUUUCUGAAUAACAAACUGAAGACCAUCACUGCGUAUUUUGGUGACUUAAUUAGAGAUGAAUAGAUCAAGGUUUUGUGAUUUUUAUUAAAAAAUCUAAUAAAGCCCUUUCAUUUAA
Amblyraja radiata (thorny skate) is the source of this 2720-nucleotide messenger RNA. It is a transcript of the gene tgs1, whose product is annotated as trimethylguanosine synthase 1. Gene Ontology annotation, molecular function: RNA cap trimethylguanosine synthase activity. Lineage: Eukaryota; Metazoa; Chordata; Chondrichthyes; Rajiformes; Rajidae. The coding region runs from base 41 to 2668 and encodes 875 amino acids. The transcript is spliced from 13 exons. Gene Ontology annotation, cellular component: nucleus. The record is from RefSeq and is a predicted model, not a curated record. Gene Ontology annotation, biological process: 7-methylguanosine cap hypermethylation.